AUGAAUAUCAACCAAGAUAAUAGGUUUGAUCGAGUUAGGGACGAGUUGUACAGAUCUUUAGGGAUGGCAUCAGACGAUAGUUUGUUGAAUGAAUACGAAUGGGUCGAUGUUGAUUCUCACGAAAGUUUCAACAAUGUUGUGCACUUAGAUGAUGAUGAUGAUGAAGAAGCCGAUGGAGAAUAUCAUGGAGAAGCUAAUGAUGAUGAGGAGGAAGUUUUAGGAAAUGAGUUAGAAUUAUGUGAUGUUGAUCGGGAAAUGGAGAAUGAAUUCACUGAAAAGGAUGUAGUUGUAGGUCCAAUCUCUGGAAUGGCUAGGAUUCACAAAAUCAAGUUUACCACCAAGAGUAACAAUUGUAAAGAUAGGCUAGUUGCUGUUUUGGAUGAUUCUGAUUAUUGGCGCAUCUCUAAGGUCGUUCACGAUCACAAUCAUGAUUUUCUCCCAUCCGUAUUACGCCUGAUGGCUGGACAUAGGUCUGUUUGUGAUUCUUUGAAGAGGGAUCUUGUAGCUCACGAUCGAUCUGGCAAUAGACCCUCCAAGAAUAUUAGACUUGCUGAGGUUCAACGUGGUGGACCGCAAAAUUUGGGUUGUACUCCAAAGGAUUGUAGAAAUUAUAUUUUGAAAAGUAGGAAUUUUGAAAUGCAAGAAGGGGACGCACAGUCGCUACUCAACUUUUUUCGUGAAAUCCAGAUAAAGGAUAAUGAGUUUUUCUAUUCAAUAGAUGUUGAUAAUAUUGGUAGGCUGCGAAAUGUGGUAUGGGUGCAUUCACACUUUAAGGCAGUGUAUGAGCAAAUCCAAGAUGCAAUAUGCUUUGGUACGACGUACCUUGUGAAUCGAUAUAAUAUGCUAUGUGCUACAUUUUUUGGCAUCAAUCACCAUAGACAGUCCAUCUUACUAGGAUGUGCUCUCAUGUCUCAUGAAGACAUCGAUAGUUACAAAUUAGUUUUUAGAACUUGGAUUGAUGCCAUGGGAAAAGUUCAUCCAGAUGCGGUCAUAGCUGAUCAGUGUCAGAGCAUUAAGGUAGUCAUUGCUGAAGUGAUGCCAAAUACAAUACAUAGGUAUUGUAUUUGGCAUAUAUUCUCAAAGUUGCCUCUUUACUUAAGUGGUGUUCGUUCUUCUAAAAUUGCACAUGGAGAAUUUAAAUCCAUGGUCCUUGAUAGCAUUACUGUUGAAGUUUUUGAGAGAAAAUGGACAGAAUAUAUUGCAAGGUAUAAUUUACAUACAAGGAAUUGGUUCAACAAGCUUUACUCUGAGAAGGAAAAAUGGGAUCAUGUGUACCUUGAUGUGUAUUUUUGGGCUGGUAUGCUAUCUAUGCAAAGAAGUGAGGGGAUGCAUGCGUUCUUUGAUGGAUAUAUUACCCGUCAAAGCACUCUUAGGAUGUUUGUUUACCAGUAUGAGUGA
Messenger RNA from Nicotiana tabacum (common tobacco), 1398 nucleotides. RefSeq names its product protein FAR-RED IMPAIRED RESPONSE 1-like. NCBI's taxonomy places the organism in Eukaryota, Viridiplantae, Streptophyta, Magnoliopsida, Solanales, Solanaceae. Gene Ontology annotation, biological process: regulation of DNA-templated transcription. The record is from RefSeq and is a predicted model, not a curated record.